This is a messenger RNA of Mya arenaria, 4374 nucleotides long. RefSeq lists its product as uncharacterized. The coding region runs from base 162 to 1001 and encodes 279 amino acids. The record is from RefSeq and is a predicted model, not a curated record. The transcript has 7 exons. NCBI's taxonomy places the organism in Eukaryota, Metazoa, Mollusca, Bivalvia, Myida, Myidae.
UGGAAAUCCAUAGCUCGUCUUAAGCUCAACAACCUGAUAGAAAUUCAUGUAACAACAUCUGAAUGUCAGUCAUGUACUUAAUUUGUUUUGAAAGAAAAAGGUCAACACAUUUAACAACGUAACACUGCAUUAAUGUGGAAGGCUACCGCUUGGAUUUCACGAUGGACAAUAUAUGUGUUGUUGUGUUAAUUCUACUUUAUAAUAUAAAAGAUGUUGGUGCCACCUGUGGACAUUUAACGUACCAAGAACCUGCAAUACAAGGGAGGAAUGUAACAUUCGUGUUCAGACCGAACACCUUCAAAAAAAACAAUAAUGUUACUGUGAGAUAUGAUAAAACAUCAAUAAUAUAUCGAAACUUCCCAUUUGAUAUAAACGAUGAGGUGUAUUAUAUACAUUUAGAUACAACGGUUGACGACUUAAACAAUUCCUAUAUCUUUGUGAAAUAUGGGAAUUGUUUCACAGAUUGGAGGAAACUUACAUUAAUGAAUCAGUCAGAAAAAGGACAAACUACUAUUGUUGACUCGGGACACACUACUAUUAUUGACUCGGGACAAACUACUAUUCUUGAGUCGGGACAUAAAGCAAGCGGAAAUGCAUUUCUAGACUGGAUUGCUGCUGGUUUUGGAGGACUUGUGCUUCUCACAGCGACUGUGGUGCUCAUCACUUUAUAUCUGAGAAAAAGAAAGAAGCGUGCCGAAAAGCCUGCCCAAAGAAAUGAUCCAGACGUUGCUCAAUAUGUUACACGUGAAGAUAGUUCGACCCUGAGCGAAGAAGUAAAUGGCACUGAUGUAGUGAAGCCUCGCACUGUUAUGUCAAACACAGAAGGAGCAGUUACAAAAUCAAAGGAGAAAACCACGGGCGCAUUGAUUUACGCAGACCUUGACAUUGAACUCUUGGAAGCGGCACGUAAAGCGAGGAAGGAACAACCCCAAUCGGCGCCUACGGAGUAUGCGGACAUCCGGUUUGCAACGAGGUCACAAUUUAGGGGACAGGAAAAUUGACAUGCAUAUUAAUUUGAUAUCCAAGCAGAGUUCAUUUUCACGCAGUUGACUUCAAAAUCAGUCGACGAUGGUUUACUUAUUUACGUGUGUUGUUGCAUCUUUUGGACAGAAAUGUAAACUAUUAAUUUGUGUUAGGUAUUUUCGAUUAGAUGAACUGUCACAGAAAAUGGCACCAACAUGCAUAAUCCAUCAAGAUUAUUAACACACUUUCAUUCAAUAGUUUCAACUUAUUUCUUUCAUAAAAAUAUUGAUUUUUGCGACAAUUAUAUCAAUAGUCUAUUAAAGAUAAUCAGCACUGAUAAAAAAAUAAACCGGUAUCAAUUAAGCGAGAGCACCAACACUUCACGUUUUCUUAUUACAACAUACAUUAACUACUACAAACGACUGGUCAUACUUGCAUUUUAAGGAUAGGAUAACAUUUUUAACAAAAGUUGCUAAAACUUUGCGAAUUCAUCUAUUGCGUUGGUUUGCUUUAUGCCACUGUCACAUGACAUUUUUUACAUAUUGCAAUUUCACAUGCCAUUUUUACAUAUUGCUUGUGUUAGAUGCAUGCCAAUUUCACAUUACACAUUUACAUAUUGCGUGUGAUUGAUGUUUGCCAAUUCCACAUGCCUUUUUCACAUAUCGCGUGUGAUUGAUUUUUGCCACUUUCAGUUGACAUUCUCACAUAUUGGGUGUGUCUGACUUAUACCAGUUUCACAUGCCAUUUUCACAUAUCGCGUGUGAUUGAUGUUUGCCACUUUCAGUUGACAUUCUCACAUAUUGCGUGUGUCUGACUUAUACCAGUUUCACAUGACAUGUUCACAUAUCGCGUGUUAUUGAUGUUUGCCACUUUCAGUUGACAAUCUUACAUAUUGCGUGUGUCUGACUUAUACCAGUUUCACAUGACAUUUUCAUAUAUCGCGUGUGAUUGAUUUUUGCCACUUUCAGUUGACAUUCUCACAUAAUGCGUGUGUCUGACUUAUACCAGUUUCACAUCGCAUUUUCAUGUAUCGCGUGUGAUUGAUGCUUGCCACUUUCACAUGACAUUUUCACAUAUAGCGUGUGUUCGAUUUAUGCCACUUUCACAUAACAUUUUUACAGAUUGCGUGUGGUAAAAGCAUUUCAUUUUCAUGAAAUGUUCACAUAUUGCAUGUGCUUGAAGAAUGAUCAUAAGUGUUCCUUUGUGUAUUCAUUAAUGACAUAAAGCAUUGCAACAUUUGAUAUUAUUUUCAAGCAUCUGGAUACAGUAAACAGCAUGUUUUCUAUAAAAAAAAAAAGUCAACGUGGGCUCUUCUUUAACGUACACAUGUGGAAAAAACGGAGACGUAAGCAUUGUUUUGUUGUAAAUAGUUGCCAAACAGGUUUAAUUUUAGGCUAAAAUGUCUUUGAUUUGGAGCAUGCAUUCAUUUCAAUAUUUAAUUUACCAAAAUUGUCAAGACGAUGUAUGCAUGUUUUCAUUAUAUCCUACCUCUUGGAUUUUGAUUUUGCUCUUCACAACAUUAAUCCCUCGAGUUCUUCUGUUGCAAAUCCUGGCUUGUAGCCGAACAGCUUGUAGAGUAAAAGACCAAAGCCUAGAGGUCAUUGGUCAAAUCACGUUUAGUGGUUGCAACGCUUGCUCUCGUCAUACAAUUCAGAAUCACGCGUGUUGCUUUGACUCAAAUGUACGAUCAUCUAAUACAUUCAAUAAUAAUUAUUAUAUUACACUCCAACGUUAAAAACAACAAUAACAUUUUUUUUGUGACACAGAUGUAAUAUAACAUAGAUAUGUUUCUGUCGGCCAGACGAUAUAUCGCUCCGCGUAUUUGUACACAAUUUAAUUGCAAAACGAGGCUUAAUUUGCAAUAUUCGUGCAAUUAAAACAUUUUAUCUACUAAGCGUUGUGUUAAAUAUUGGAUCAUAAUUUUAAGUAAAAAUAAUGAAAGAUAACUAAUAUCAUGUUAGGAGUUGCUUUUGUUCUAUGGUAAUAAAGGUAUGAAUCUUGGUUUUAAAACAUAAAAAAAUUAUUUAUAUACUAAUGGUUGGGCUAUAUAUGGGAACGUGUUCGCAAUCAAAACUUGUUUUAUAUCUAUAUGUUUGAACGACUGAAAAACAGUAUAUACAAGACUGGAGGGGAAUAUUUUCUCUAGAAGCAAAUUGUUUCCUUAUGUAAACUUUAAGAAUAACCAUAUAGUUGAAAAAUACAAACAUGAUAUAGGCCACAACAAAUUAAUCAUCUGUUCUUCGGAUUUGCCGCACCUAAAAAUCGAAAAAUGAAAACAAAAUAAAAAUUGCUCCCGCACAUAUUAUUUGGCUGCGCAGAUUUUUUUGUUUAAUUCUGAAUUACCACUAUGUUAUAUACUAAUCACCUCGUACAUAAAUGACACUAUCCGAUUGGCCUUGAAAGGCCACAUGCAAUCCAUUCACCCCACCCCUCUGUAAAUUUGCAUACCUCCCCUCUAAUGUUCAUACCCCGCAUAAGACAUAACAAAAUGGCUUCAAAGCGAAUUACUUCAACAUAUUUGAAACAAUGUCGUCAAAUUAAAAUCGCACUUUUUUAUGUUUGGGCGAGACAUAUACAGGGGAGCUAACUUAUGUUCGCUAAUAUACUAUUUGUUUAUCACAAACAAUCUGUUUAUUGUAACCACCGAAUGUUGUGGAUGAAUCAUAUCAUAGAGGAAUCUUACGAGAAAUGGUGAUAGAAGAAAAAGACACGCAAGUAGUGAGGAAACCAAAUGAAUUUUAACACAAACAUAAAAGGAAGCAAUUAUUCAUCGUUUAAGAUCUUAAAGCAUGUUUAAGCACGUUACCGAGUGGGGUAAAGCCUGUCUCAAUUGCACUUUUGACAGAUGUAAAUCUAAAUUCAGUUUAUAAUACUUAUACCACUCCGAAUUUCAUCCACAUCCUAAAUAUGAAAUGGGGUAAGUUUAGAAUUAAAUCACUUCCAAAAUAAAGCAGAUUUUCUAUAAAGCACCUUUCUAUGUAUUUUGUUAAUAAUACAUGUAUUGAAACAAAUUAAACCUGUACCAGGUAGUGUAUUAUAAGUCUGGCGGAAAACACUCAAAUAUAACGAAACACCCUGUUUCACCUGUACAGCUGAUGAGCCACAUAUCGCAUAGCAAUGCCAUUUCGUGCUUUCCAUGCAUUGCAUAUCCGAGUUUUAAAAUCUACGUUUGAAAAUAGAACAAAUUUUGACAUACAAUGCAUAAGUAAGUAAGACAAAACAAUGAAAACUGAUAAAAAUUGCCUCUUUUAAAUCAUGACGUCACACUUGUUUUUAUGACAUGUCUUUAGUGGAAAAACUAUGAUAUACAUAACAUAUUAAACUAGAAAAGAAAAUGACUUCUUUCUUUCUUUUAUUAUUUUCUAUUAAAAUCAUAUUCUCUACUCAAAUUAAGAGUAAUUAUAUAAACAA